AUGUGGGCCGUUGCUCUUGUUCUUUGUUUGGGAAAUAUUCUCAUCGGAGGUGAAGCCAGUGAUCAGCAUUCAGAACCCUUCCCUGUAAUUGAACCUUCUGAAACGGCCUCCCCUGGUCUUUUAAUACUGGAAAAACAGAAACCCAACAGCUCGAUUCAUCCACCCCAAGUAGCAGGACCAAAAACACCACACCCUCCUAUGUGCCUUGAGUCAGCUGGAAUCCGAGGCGCCUUCAAAUAUGUCAAUACUGUGGUCUCUGUUGUUGUUUUUGCUGUCGGAAUAGUGGGAAAUACAGCCCUGCUGAAAAUCAUAUAUGUAAACAAAUGCAUGAGAAGUGGGCCGAACAUUCUCAUCGCCAGUCUUGCCGUCGGGGAUCUAAUCCACAUUGUGAUAGACAUUCCAAUCAACGCAUACAGGCUCAUGGCAGAAGAUUGGCCAUUUGGUUUGGUGCUGUGCAAACUCGUCCCCUUCAUACAGAAAACCUCUGUUGGAAUCACUGUGUUGAGCUUGUGUGCUCUAAGUGUUGACAGAUACCGAGCUGUAGUAUCCUGGAAUCGAAUCAAAGGCAUCGGGGUUCCAGUGUGGACAGCAAUCGAAAUAACUCUGAUAUGGGUUAUUUCUAUCCUGCUGGCUGUGCCUGAAGUUGUCGGCUUUGAUAUGAUAACAAUGGACUUUAAAGACAAGCAUCUGAGAAUAUGUCUGCUUCAUCCCAUGCAAAACACACCAUUCAUGCAGUUUUAUAAAUCAGUAAAGGACUGGUGGCUCUUUGGCUUCUACUUUUGCAUGCCGCUGGCUUGGACCGCCGUCUUCUACGCUCUCAUGACCAGGAAAAUGCUGAAGAAUACUGAGAAUACGUUAAGCGACCACACAAAGCAGAGACGAGAAGUUGCAAAAACAGUCUUCUGCCUGGUGAUUGUGUUUGCACUUUGUUGGUUGCCUCUGUAUCUGAGCAGAAUCUUGAAAUUAACCAUGUAUGAUGAGAAAGAUCCUAAAAGGUGUCAGCUACUGAGUGCCUUUCUGGUCAUGGACUAUUUUGGCAUUAAUAUGGCAGCACUCAACUCCUGCAUCAACCCGAUCGCGUUGUACAUAGUCAGCAUGAGAUUUAAAAAAUGUUUCAAGGCAUGUCUGUGCAGUAGGUGUCUACCUUUUCAAGCUGUUACCCAUGACGAGGUGCAGUCUGUUUUGAAGUCCAGAACGCAGGAUCAAGCCUCAGAGCAGAGCUGCAACAUCAAAGCUCAGCAGCCGACUUCCACACCUCUACCUGAGCAGGAGAACACCUUACUGUGUUAA
Messenger RNA from Centropristis striata (black sea bass), 1290 nucleotides. Its product is annotated as endothelin receptor type B-like. The transcript has 7 exons. Gene Ontology annotation, biological process: G protein-coupled receptor signaling pathway; vasoconstriction; regulation of blood pressure. NCBI's taxonomy places the organism in Eukaryota, Metazoa, Chordata, Actinopteri, Perciformes, Serranidae. The record is from RefSeq and is a predicted model, not a curated record. Gene Ontology annotation, molecular function: endothelin receptor activity. Bases 1 to 1290 code for a protein of 429 amino acids. Gene Ontology annotation, cellular component: membrane.